Molecule: messenger RNA, 303 nt
Organism: Helianthus annuus (common sunflower)
Lineage: Eukaryota; Viridiplantae; Streptophyta; Magnoliopsida; Asterales; Asteraceae
Product: vesicle transport v-SNARE 13
Exons: 2
Coding region: 4-303 (99 amino acids)
Biological process (GO): vesicle-mediated transport; intracellular protein transport; vesicle fusion
Cellular component (GO): late endosome membrane; ER to Golgi transport vesicle membrane; Golgi apparatus
Molecular function (GO): SNAP receptor activity; SNARE binding
Source: RefSeq, a predicted model, not a curated record
AAAAUGGACAUUGAAGCAAGAAACUUGCCACCAAACGUAAAAGCUAUGCUCCUUGCCAAAUUAAGAGAGUACAAAUCUAAUCUGAAUAAUUUGAAAAGCGAAAUUAAACGAAUUGCAUCAACAAACUUAAACCAAGCUGCCCGUGAUGAAUUAUUGGAGUCGGGAAUGGCCGAUGCUGUUGCAGUGUCAGCGGAUCAAAGAGGAAGAUUAAUGAUGUCAACUGAAAGAUUAAACAAGUCAAGUGACAGAGUUAGGGACAGCAGAAGGACCAUGCUGGAGACCGAAGAUUUUUUAUGGUUGUGA